UGUACUUUGUAUUAAAAUAUGUCUCGAUAAAUAUUUUUAUUUUUAUUUUUAGUUGAAGUGUUUUAUUAGAAGUUUCUAUGUUACAAAGAUACAGUAAAACUGUAGUAUCAAACAAAAUAAUUGAUCUUUGAAAUUUUAUCCAAUAUUCUAAUAUGGCUCUGGUUCGUGAAUUCAAAAUAUCAUUGGAACCUGCAAAUACUAAUGGAGACUUUAAGGACCUAUCCAGAUUUAGCGCAGAAGAGAACUUGACAAAACAAGAGCCACAUGAUAGAAAUGAUGCAAAGUCAUAUGAUACUUGCAUGCCAACCAUGAAAAAAUCUGAAGACAUUAACUCGAUUAAUAUAACUGAGGAUAAUAUCGGUGCGAAAGAAAAUAUUUGUCCUCAGACUGAGAACCUCUGUAAUGUAACGACUAAUUCAACCGAAAGAACGUAUUCUUCGAUGGAUCAUGCGAAAACCGGAAAUAUAAAGCGUAUUCGUCAAGAAAAUGAUUUCAUUGUAAUCGAUGAAGACAAUGAAAACGAAAAAACAUUAACAAAGCGUAAUGAUAUUAAAAGAUCCAAUAAAGAACAACGAAGAGAUAUGCGAAAAACAAGGGAAAAGAAGAUUGUUGCUUAUUGCAAUAUAUGUUUUUUGCCUUACGACAAUUUGAAUCAGCUUAAACGGCAUAAAAAUUUUUAUGCCAGGCAAAAUAAUUAUUCUUGUUCUAGUUGCUUCUCGAAUUCUUGCUCUCAUAUUAAACUAAAGAUUGAUAAAAAAAACGUCCUGAAAUCUUCUAAAUAUUGCUGUCAUUUUUGCAAACGAAUGUUUCGAAGGAAAAUAAUCUUACAAAGUCAUUUAUUUCACGUUCAUGGAAAGGAAAUAAGAGUAAACGUUGUAAACGAUUCAUUUUCAAUAAAUCAUUCAACUGUUUCAUAUUCUGGUACAUCAAGGAAGAGAAAAAUGCGGCAGAAGACAAUGGUGGAAUACAUUGUACAUCAUAAGAAAGUAGAUGCAAAGGAUUCAUCUGAAAAUUUAAACAACUCGAACGUUAAUAGCGCUUUACGUAUAACUGAACAAGGGAAUGAAUGGAUGGAUGAGGAAGCGGGCAAAUCGUCGACGGACAAAUUAGGUGCCGGUAUACCUCAAACGAGUCAGAAGUCGAAUGAAAAUAGAAUGAAACAACAGUCAUUUGUUAAAGUGCACGUCGAUUUGACCACGGUGAAGGCUCUUUUAGGAGUUUCUUACAUGUCUAAUGACGACAACCUUGACCUUGAAAAAUCUUUCCUGUAUAGUAGUAAUAUUAAUAGUAAGCGUUACGCAUUGCGAUCUUUAAAUAAUUCUAUAAAAGUAAAUAAGCGUUACGCAUUGCGAUCUUUAAAUAAUUCUAUUAAAGUAAAUAAUAGUGAGGCAACCACGAUCGUACGUAAAAAUGAUCAAAGCGAUAAUAAAGUUAGGAAACUUUUAAGUAUGUGUAAAAAAUGUAGCAUUUCGUUGAUAAGAUGCGAUGAUAAAUUGUCCACCAGAUCGAUUUCGAAUUCUUCAAUAGUUGCCACGUCUUCUCCUAGAGUUUUACAACCAAUUAAUGAUAUAUUUCGUAAAUGUGAAUUAUUGGAAAGGAAAAGUGAUAGUAACGCGUCACCUUCCAAAAAUCAUUUUUUACGAAGUAAUAAUUCUAAAGAUUUCAUUAAGAACGAUUCUUCUGUAAGAUCUGUGCCGGUAAAAAUUAAAAAACGAAUUACUAACAGUAAACCAAGCUUAUCUGUCACCUUAAAUUCUAAGCGUUUUGAUCGAUGUCGAACGUUGCCCAAAAAAGUCAAGUUUGAUCUAAGAAAGAACGAAUUGUUAGGAAAAGGAAAUAUUACGAAUCCCGAAAACUCAUCGUCUGAGAAGAAAUCGGAUUCUACAGGAUGUCAAAAUAAACAGUCUGCGAAUGCUGUUGCUAGAUUGAAGGAAGUAAAAGUAUCUUUGGUGAAGUUGCCAGAAAUAAAAAAGGAAUUGAUUAUGCCGGGAAUCAAUGAUAAUGCGCCGGCCAGUAUCAGCGAUUUUCCUUGUACAAUUUGUGAUAUGUUAUUGACCACAAAAAGACGUUUGAAGAAACACAUGAAGGAAUGUCAUACGGCAUACAUAUCAAGCAUAUGCCGAGCACGAUAUGCUUCGAAACGUCUUUUAUUGAAACAUUACUUACGAGAACACGACAUGAGGUUAUGCAAAUGUUGCAUUUGUUAUCAAUUCUUCAAUAGCCGAUUAUCAUUGAAACAACAUUUGCUUCUGCAUUGUAUUAGGAUAACGUUAUCGAAAAACGAUCGUCCUCUUUCCAGUAAAGAUAUGAAAUGUCAUUCCGAUGUAAAGGGAAACAAGUGCAAGAGAUCUGCGUUAAAUAUCUUGCUACGAUCACAAUCGACGGAACAUCAAAACGAUCGAAACGGAAGAGAAACGGAACAUCAAGAGAUUGAUGAUAAUAAUCGAGAAAAUCCAAAGGAAAAUUUAUAUGUUAGUACUAUCGAGAAUCUGACAAAUCAAGUUAACGAAAGGAAAGAAAAGGAUGUCGGUGUUCCUGGAAAAAUAAAUGAUCGGCAAGAAGAUCAGACAGUCUUCGUUGACUUAACAAACCCAUUGGAAUGUAAUAAUACGGAAGAUUCUCCUUCUAAAAAUAAUGAUUUGAUAGAUGAACCAAUACCGGAUACUCCGGCGUAUACUGCCGGCGAAUUUACCAUUUCUAAUACUAACGAGGAUGAGCAAAUUGAUUUCAUUUUGCAUGGAAAUGCGAUAGAAUUGGGUGAUAGUUGUAAUAAUGAGUCUAUACCGGAAAUAGAUGCUACAGUAAAUAAGAAGAAAUAUCCAUGUUCGAUUUGUGAGACACAGUUUCAAAAACCAGAAAAUUUGUUCCAACACCUACGCACCUAUGAUCUCUCCUUCAAUAAUUUCUGCGAAAUAUGUGGACUAUUCUUUUCAAGUAAAAAGAUAUUGAAGACUCACAAUAAUACUGCUCACAAUUUUGCCAUAUGCAGUUUGUACACCUUGCAUUGUCAAUUCUGUAAUCAAGGCUUUCGUACUGAAAAUAAUCUUCGAAUACACGAAUUUCAUUAUCAUGCAAGUGCAAUAACUGUAAACAACAUAAGAUUGACGGAGUUCUUGAAAGGUCUCAACGGUCCAUCUACUAGUACUAGUCCAUCUUUAGCAAAGGUUUGCAAUAUUUGUGGCCUAUAUUUUAAUACCUAUAAACGUUAUCAGUUGCACUCUAUGUAUUUUUAUAAAGGUCUUAUAUUCCAAUGUACAUUUUGUGGUAAUAUAUUCCACGGAUUGAACAUGAUACAUCGUCAUAACAAAAUGUUCCAUUAUCCUAGAAAUAGUUCAACGUCUUAUAAAUAUAAAUGUUCGAUUUGUUGCGAAGGUUUUGCUAUUGAAUCAUCAUUUCUUGCACAUAAAUUGCAUGUGCAUUCGAAUAGAGAACAUAUAGAAUCAUCGAUUUCGAAUAUCUCACCGUUUUCUAUACGUUAUAAUAAAAUGUGUAAGUCCUACGUAUGUUCCAAAUGUAAUAUUGAAUUCUAUAGCGUAGUCGAACUUUUAAUACACAUUGAAUAUUAUUCUAAUCGUGGCAAUCAUAUGUGCUUAAAAUGCCCUAGAAAAUGUUGUACGUUGCCAAUACUAAGCGAACACAUUAAUUUAACUCAUAACGAUAAUAAAUUUAUGUUCGGACAUAAGUGUGGUAUUUGUGGCGAAAUUUUAUUGUCUGAUAUUUCGUUCUUGUUUCAUAAAAAUCACCUCCACAGUGAUGACGUGGAAAAUCAGCAAGUCGUUUCCUCCUCUUAUAAAUCUUAGAAUGCAGACUUAAAUAUUAAUGAAAUCAUUGAUAACGAUAAGUUCGUUGUUGAUAAAGGACCAAUAAAAUUGUACACGGGUCUACUUCCUCUUUCAUUAAUUUGGUAAGAUGUUGUAUUUCGUGUCCGAUAUGUACUAUCAAAUUUGCAAAAGGACUACAUUUAAAGAAACAUUUAGCCGAAUAUAUUUAGAUUUCGAGGAUUAUCUCUGUAAUAAGUGUCAAAGACCAUUCGUUAAUUCUGACCUUUUAAAGAAGCACGUAGAAAAUCAUUUGCCACCGGGCAUGCCACUUAUCAAAUAUUAUUAUUACCAUUU
Vespa crabro (European hornet) is the source of this 4115-nucleotide messenger RNA. RefSeq lists its product as uncharacterized. The transcript has 2 exons. Bases 153 to 3800 code for a protein of 1215 amino acids. Gene Ontology annotation, molecular function: DNA-binding transcription factor activity; RNA polymerase II cis-regulatory region sequence-specific DNA binding. NCBI's taxonomy places the organism in Eukaryota, Metazoa, Arthropoda, Insecta, Hymenoptera, Vespidae. The record is from RefSeq and is a predicted model, not a curated record. Gene Ontology annotation, biological process: regulation of transcription by RNA polymerase II.